AUGCGAUUUAUCCGUAAGGCGAAAGCAAUGAAGCCUACCCGACACACGCAUUUGAGCUUAGCAAAUGAACUUGAAGAAUACGGCAGCUCUUUGUACGAGGAUCGAGAGGGCAUUGGCAGGGAAAGCCAAGAAUGGUGUCAAAAACUCUUACAAUCACCCCAAGGCAUCCCUAAUGAUACGGUGCUCAGUGACGGUGACCGUAUCCGGCACACACUGGGUUAUCUCCAAUACGGGAAUGAAAAUAGGAUCAUCCGAACCAUCGGCCAAUAUAUUGUGCCUUUGGAAGAAGCCCAAUACCAAGCUCCAUGGUCGGACUACCUCAUUGGAAAAACAGACCAGCGUUGGUCCGACUGCAUUCCCGUGGUGUCCAAGCGUCCACAGCCUGACUGCUCUGUCGGAUUUAAGCGACAAGCCUUUACCAGAGGCCAAUUCCAAGCACUGCAGCUCCAGAAAGAAUCUCCCUUCAGAGUUACCAACAACAUGUUCUUCCCGUUUCUGACGUGCGAAGUCAAAAGCGCAAACACAGCGUUUGAGGACGCUGACCGCCAGAAUGCGAACAACAUGACUGUAGCCGUUGCGGCUCUCGUUGAGCUUUACAGGCGCGCUGGGCGCGAGAGUGAGAUCGACCACGAAAUACUUGCUUUCUCGGUCUCCCACAACCACAAGCAUGUCAGCAUAUACGGCCACUAUCCUGUUAUCCAGGGGCAAGAAACCAAAUUCUACCGCAAGCUCAUUGUUGACUACAGCUUGGCAGAUCCAAAAAUUUGUGAUACUUGGACGGCCUAUCGGUUCACAAAAAAUGUCUAUGAUAUCUGGGUGCCGGAGCAUCUUAAACGAAUCAGUUCUGCUAUUGACGACUUGUUGCUGGAAACCUGUUUCGAGUCAGAACUGGAAGAGCUCGCAUCAUCCCCAAAUUCCUGUAUCAUUCCAAUCUCGCGGUCAAGCUCCGAAGACGUUUCUGGAUGA
Molecule: messenger RNA, 966 nt
Organism: Aplosporella prunicola CBS 121167
Lineage: Eukaryota; Fungi; Ascomycota; Dothideomycetes; Botryosphaeriales; Aplosporellaceae
Exons: 1
Coding region: 1-966 (321 amino acids)
Source: RefSeq, a predicted model, not a curated record